Messenger RNA from Adineta ricciae, 289 nucleotides. The record is from the annotation of a GenBank genome assembly. Lineage: Eukaryota; Metazoa; Rotifera; Eurotatoria; Adinetida; Adinetidae.
AUGUCGUCAGAAAGUACAAUCAUCGAAUCAGACCAAACUUUGCAACCGCCAUUUAAAAUGCCUCGAGCACCACCUCAUGUUUAUUCCUGUUUUGUCAUUAAUCGUACGCAACAUCCUGUAGAAUGUAUGGUUCACUAUGAUGGUCGUCCAGGUGAAGACAAAUUCAACGAAGAUGUUCAUGUCACUAUUCCAGCGAAUGAUGAAAAAUUUUUUCCUCGUCGUUUAUUUCAACCAGAUUUACCUGAUUCGUAUUGCAAAUGGGUCAAGAUUGUGACACAUAUUAAAGUGA